AAAGCAAUCAAAUGUAUUGAUCUUAGUGGUGUUACAAUACCAUCAAAUGUAAAAUCGAUGAAUAUAGAAUGUUUUCGGUAUAGCGGUCGUUUAACUAGUGUUACAAUACCAUCGAGUGUAACAUCAAUUGGUUAUCAAUGUUUUUAUUGUUAUAUUCGUUUGGAAAGUGUAACAAUGACAUCAAAUCUAAAAUCGAUAACCAAUAAAUGUUUCUGUGGAUGCAUGAGUCUGAAAAAUGUUACAAUACCAUCGAGUGUGACAUCAAUUGGCGAAUAUUGUUUUGGAUAUUGUGAUAAACUUGAUAGUAUUACAAUAUCAUCAAAUUUGAGAUCAAUUGGUAAUGAAUGUUUUGAUGGUUGCUAUAAUUUAAACAAUAUUACAAUACCAUCCAGUGUGAUAUCAAUUGGUAAUUGGUGUUUUUGUCGAUGUAGUAAAUUGAGUAGUAUAACAAUACCAAAGAGUGUUAUAUUAAUUGGCAGUGGUUGUUUACUAUCAAACACGGUAGUUCAUCAAAAUUAA
Entamoeba invadens IP1 is the source of this 519-nucleotide messenger RNA. RefSeq names its product leucine rich repeat containing protein BspA family protein. The annotation marks the transcript as partial. The transcript has 2 exons. NCBI's taxonomy places the organism in Eukaryota, Evosea, Mastigamoebida, Endamoebidae. The record is from RefSeq and is a predicted model, not a curated record.